AUUCCAUGAUAGAGCUCCUGCACCUACACAGUGAGAGACGUCGCCGCUCCAGCGUGUCUUCACAGUGCUCCCAAGACUCGCAGGGAACGACCACGGAGCAGACGACUAUAGGAGUCUCCUCUUCACACUUCACGAGACCUCCUCUGGAAGACAGAUCUAAGUAUGAGAAACUUCAGAAUGCACAUGAUGAGGAGAGUGAGGAGGAGGGUGAGAACCAAGUGUUCCAGCGCAGUCGAGAGCCCAAACACUUGCUACCGGCCUCCCAUUCACGUGAGCAGGUGGAGGUUGGGCCGAGAAAGCACCCAAGGCAGAGGAGCAGACGAGGCAAGCUUUCUGGGGUGCAGAAGGAGAGCUCCCUUGAGGCAGGGCAGGAUGGCAAGCCGGAGGGGGUUUUCAUAUGCAGUGUGUCUGAUGAUGAUUCCAUAGGUUCGGCGAGUGACCUUAAGGAUAGGAUUAAUGAUGAGUAUGACUAUGACAAUUGUGAUAGAGGAGAUAUAUCAGAAACAAUUAGUUCCUCGGUGUACCAUGCAGAGUGUGAGAGUGUGACAACACAUGAAGACGAUAUUGCCAGGACAGGAGAGAGUGGCGAUCCAUUACAGUUAGUGCGGCGUGGACCAAAGCCCAGCAAGGCAGCCAUGAGAGCUCAAGCAAAAGCUCUCCAGGAACAGGAGAACAGAAAAUGUGCACAGGAUAGAUUGUUAGGCCAUGAGUACGGAGAGAAACCUCUCCUCUUGGAUGACGAAUUGGACUCUGGUGAUGAGGAGGGGAAGAUGUCCGACAACCAAGAGGAGCAGAAGUUAGAGCCACAGCCAGUGCCAUUGGUUGAGCAGCCAGUCAUCAAGAGCAACUUGUUCCACGUCCCAAGACCUUUUAGAAAGACCUCAAUGGAUGAUUCUUAUAAGCAUAAGGAACACACAGGAGACGAAGAUGUAUUUGCACUGGCCCCAUUCAAAUCUUCACUUAAGAAACUCAACAAGAAAGUAUUCCAGAGUCGCAGCCAGCCUUCCAGCAAUACUGUGUCCCCUCUAGAAUCCACGAGCCAGCCCAUUAUAACCCCUCCAAUGGCCAACAGCUCCCCCGUCCCAACCCACUUAGGCAGCCCUGAGAUCCCGGACAAGGCUUCUGAGCCCAUCAGAUUGCCCGUUCAAGCUGACAUAAUUUACGAAGAAUCUCCGAGUGAGGAGUAUCCCAUCUACGAAAACGUUGUGCUCAAUCCAAGUGGUGGCAGUGUAGAAAAUGGGCCAACCACUCCUAGGUAUCACCAUUACGAGAACAUUCCUGGACCCUUUCCUGUGCCCUUGGCCGAAGACAUCCCGUCUGUGGUUAAUCCAAUUCCAACGAAAAACCCUUUUGUAAAUCCAUUCAUUGGUGACAGUCCAGUAAAUAUUGUUCCUUCAGCAACUCUAGAACCUCAUCAGCAUUUUUCUAACCAGUCUGUGAUAUCAGGAAGUACAGAGCAGAGUGAACCAAAUGUCCCUUUCAAGAAUUCGCAAUCAAAUCAUGGUUUGAUGUCCCAAAGCCUGGAUUCCCUUGUUCCAAACACUGGUGCUGGAUCUGUUAGUUCUCCAUCCUUCCAAAGCACAGACCUCUUUGGAUCCACACCGUUUAGUGAUGUCACAAUUUCAAGUGCUACUCCCUCUGCUGAUGCCAAAGAAUUCUCAACUCUCAGCCAGACAGUUUUAAAUGGUGUUCCAAGUUUUACAAAUUCCAGUCAGUCUGUGUAUUACACUCCAUCUACAGACAUUAGCCCUCACAUUCCUGUUCAUACCUCCACUCCACGUUCUGUAAAGAUCCAGCCAGUUGCUCGACAGUCAAGAGUGAAUUCAGCAGACCUGGAUGAUGCUGACUUGUUUGGUGCUGUGCCUUUUAAGCCCAUAAUCGGGCACCACCAACGCUCCAGUCAGGGAUCAGGUGGCAAAAGCCAGACUUUACCGGCUAACAUGAGUUCCACCUUCCAGGCCCAGAUGGCCCAGAUGGCAAGGGAUGACGGUCACAUUGACAAGUUCUUUGGCGACUUCAAGGUCCCAAAGUCCCUUAGGAAGUCUACGCCGCCCAGUUUCCGAAAGCCAAGAGCCACACAUCAGAAAUUCUCUGAUUCUGACACUUCAAGUGAUGAGGGAGGCCUCAUGAGUAGCCGUAAGCCCAGGCACAGAGACAGAAGUAAAGACAGAAUGAAAUACAAGAACAUCAGUGAAGAAUUUGAAGAAGAAAAUGUGAUGGUUCUUCCCAUGAAGCAGUUUGGCCACUCAAAGAAGGAGAAAAUCAGUAAAAAGAGCAAAAAGCUUGAGAAGCAGGAGAAAAAGGUAGAAAAGACAGAAAAGAAGCCUGAGAAGAACAUAAGUUUUGAAUCAGCAGGCAUUUCCAACAUGAGUUUUGAGGAUUUCACCCUAGAGGAGAGCAGACGAGAGGCAGAUAAAAGCAAGCGGGAAGCAGAAAGGAGCCGCCAAGAGGUUGAGAAGGCAGAGGACUCUCUCCAGAGUCCUGAAGAGGAUGACUCAGACUUAAGAAUGACAGGAGGCACAAGAUUUGGCUCCUUGAAGAGAGGCAUUAAUCCAUUUUCUAAGUUGGGUCGCUGAUGGAUUCCAUGUUUUUAUAGAUUUUUAUAUAAGCUGACAGAUCUGCUGGAUUCAGAGACCAGAACAUUCCUUGACUUUGAAUAUAGUGCAUUGUAAACAAAAAUUCAUACAUAGAUUAAAUGAAUUACAGUAUAGGGUAACAGUAAAUUUUAAGGUCCAGCUAUAUCUGCUUGAUGAGUAUAUACAUUAUAAGAGGUAUAGAAUGGAGUACCUUUACAAGUGAAAGGAGCUCAUUUCUCUCUUCAUUUAUAUGGGGUUAUAGCUUGUAUAUUUUAGAAGGAGUACAAUGUUCCUACAUAAUCUGGAAAUGUAGCAAAUUAUUUGUAAUACUGUAAAUUACCACAAUGUUACAUAUCUGAAUUUAGAUCUGUUACUCAGUAAUAGCAAAUAUGAUAAAUAAGGGCAAGACUAAGAUUUUUUCCUACAAUUAUCAAACUGUACUGUUUACCAGCAGCCAUAAUACCACAAAGAAGCACUUUAUUGCUUUAUAAACAAAAAAAAAGAAAAAAAAAGCAAGGUUCGAACACAGCACAGUGGGUAGCAUUCAGUCUCUGUCAGCAUUGGUAGCUAGUCAUCAAUAGGCUGGGAAUCAAUAGCAUAAUGAUUGGUUCUCCGAAUUCCUUGCUGUCACUAAUAAUAGCUAGCUGUGAUUAGGUGUCGAUGUGCUACAAGUGACUGUCUCAGAAAGUAGUGCAGUGAAGUUGGGCCGCUAAAUAGCCCAGUAAAGAGCUUCUUCCAUAUAUUAAUUUAGAAGUACAGUAUUUCAACCUUUGUGAUUUUUUUUUUUUUUUUUUCUUGACUCUUAAAGAAGUGAAGUUUUAGUAGAUGCUGGUGCUUGGGAGGUGAGAGAGAGCUAUUUGGGUUAAAAGCUUUCAACUAGUUUAGUCUUACACAGAGUAUAGCAAACAGUGGGAUCUAUAAUGAGUUUUAUUCAGAUUUUUUUUUUUUUUUUUUUUUUUUUUUCAGUAUAUUCUAUUUGGUAAAGAUUACUACCCAGUAUGAUUCUGUUAGUACACACUUUUAUUCUCACUCCCUCAUUAUUAAGUAGUCAUUGGAAGGAGUCGUAGUCUGUAAGGGAGAAAAUGGAUUUAAUAAGAUUUAUUGAAAAGAAUAUCUAAUGCUUUGUAUUAAAAAAUAAAACAAAAAGAAAAAAAUAUAUUGCAACCAGGCUCUUACCAGAUGAAUUAGUUUAAGACAUGUUGUAUUAUCACAUAAUGGCCUUUAGUGAAUAUAACCUGGAAUGUGGUUCCCAGUAGACGUAUAUAUAUAUGAAGUGGAAGCUCAUGGGAGAGAGCAAUCAUAAUUCUCUCUCUCUCUCUCUCUCUCUCUCUCUCUCUCUCUCUCUCUCU
Molecule: messenger RNA, 3925 nt
Organism: Penaeus vannamei (Pacific white shrimp)
Lineage: Eukaryota; Metazoa; Arthropoda; Malacostraca; Decapoda; Penaeidae
Source: RefSeq, a predicted model, not a curated record